AUGGCAACCAAAUCGCAACGCGACUAUGAAAAGGAAGUCCGCUCGUGGGGUUUUUCUCACGUCUUCACUUGGAGUGACAGCCCACAGGCCCAUUACAGUCCGCACUCUCACCGGGGUCUCACCACCCAUUUGAUCCUCAAAGGGCAGCUCACAAUUACAUAUCCAAAGGACAAAGAUUCGCAAAAGACAACCUACGGGGUGGGAGAUCGCAUCGACGUCGAUGCUGGGAAAAUCCAUGAAGUUUGGAUAGGGAACGAGGGGUGUACCUAUGUCAUUGGGGAGUGA
Glarea lozoyensis ATCC 20868 is the source of this 285-nucleotide messenger RNA. RefSeq names its product RmlC-like cupin. The transcript has 2 exons. Lineage: Eukaryota; Fungi; Ascomycota; Leotiomycetes; Helotiales; Helotiaceae. The record is from RefSeq and is a predicted model, not a curated record. The coding region runs from base 1 to 285 and encodes 94 amino acids.